CUAUUAUUUACUCAAAUAAAAUUAAACAAUUUUUUUAGUGGUGAACGAACGCUAGUUGACGUCACUUUCAUCGGCCGCCCUUUCCGAAAUCUCUAUGGGCUCUUGAGUUCCGAUCGAACCCUAAAUCCCCAAAUCACCCAAUUUAUUCGCGUCUCACACUCACUUGCUUGGAGCACGCAGUUCGAUUGACCAUGAAAGAUCACGUGUUGUCUGUCAUUUGAAGUGGCAUCUGCAGAAUUUCUCACUCUCUGUUUAUGACUACGGUUGGUUGAGAAUGAUUACUGUGAUUGAAAAGAUGUAAAUCUUGUAGAGUAUUAGGCAGUACAGCUUUUGGAAUUGUCAUAUUCUUUGAAACAAUGGAGAACAUAGGAAUAACUGUCGGCCCAAAGGGCAUGAUUAAGAAGAAUGAGUUGGUACGGAUUAUUAUUCAGUGUUUAUAUUCACUGGGAUAUGUUAAAUCUGUGUCUUGUUUGGAAUCGGAGUCUGGCAUUACAUGCAAAUCCUCAGAGUUUGGAUCACUUGAAAGACAAGUACUGAAUGCAAAUUGGGAUGAUUGCAUAGAGAACCUUGAUAAGUUAAGUGGGCUGUCAGACGAGACCAGAGCUUCAGCGUUGUUCCUUGUUCUUGAGCAGUGUUUGUUGGAGCACUUGAAUUCUGGCGAGAUAUCCCUGGCACUGGACAUACUACGCAAAAAGUUUUCUACUUUGAAAGUUGGAAAAGAAAUGCUCCAUAAGCUUUCUCAUGAGUUGUUGUUGUUGCAAGAGUGGGGUUUGGGCUGUAUGAGUGGUGACGAAAUCGCUGAAUUGCGAAGAAGAUUGGUUUCAAAGCUGGAAAAAGUCUUACCGCCGCCGAUUACUUUACCUGAAAGAAGGCUGGAACAUUUGGUUGAAAUGGCUGUAUGCUCACAGAUUGACGGCUGCAUACACCACUGCUCAUCUGAAAAAAUAUCAUUGUAUACAGACCACCGCUGCAGUCGAAAUCAAUUUCCAACAGAGACAACACAGAUAUUGACUGAUCAUCAAAAUGAAGUAUGGUUUGUUCAGUUUUCCAACAGUGGGAAGUAUUUGGCAUCAGCAUCGAGAGAUUGCACGGCCAUUAUAUGGAAGGUGCAGGACGAUAACCGAGUGACACUGGAACACAUGUUACGCAGCCACAAAAAUCCAGUUUCCUUUGUGGCAUGGAGUCCAGAUGACACUAUGCUACUUACUUGCGGAAACAUUGAAGUCCUCAAACUCUGGGAUGUCGAAACUGGCACAUGCAAGCGCACUUUUGGCGACGAGGGCUUCAUAGUCAGUUCCUGUGCAUGGUUUCCUGACUCCAAGCGCCUUGUCUGCGGCAGCUCCGAUCCCAAGAAGGGCAUUUACAUGUGGGACUGCGAAGGCAACGAGAUCAAGGCAUGGAAAGGGAUGCGUAUGCCAAAAGUACUGGAUCUCGCCGUGACCCCAGAUGGGGAAAACCUUAUCAGCAUUUUCUCCGACAAAGAGAUACGGAUACUGAACCUGACCACCAGCACAGAACGCGUUGUUUCUGAAGAGCACUCGAUAACCUCUCUCUCGGUAUCAGAAGACAGCGAGUUUCUAAUUGUCAAUCUCAACAGCCAAGAGAUUCACAUGUGGGACGUUGCCGGGAGAUGGUCGAAACCCCAGAAGUACACGGGCCACAGGCAGCAGAAAUACGUCAUUCGAUCCUGCUUCGGUGGGUUGAACAACAUGUUUAUUGCCAGCGGCAGUGAAGAUUCCAAGGUGUACAUUUGGAACCGACGAAGCUCCCACCCGAUCGAGAUCCUCUCCGGCCACAAGAUGACCGUAAAUUGUGUGAGCUGGAACCCAAGACGGCCCGAGAUGCUGGCGUCGGCGAGCGACGACAACACGAUACGCAUAUGGACACCGAUCGAUCCGAAACGGGCGAAAUAAAAACUGAGGUAGCAAGUUUCAUGUGGAGCUUUCCUUGCAUUUUUCCUUCUCUUGUGGUGACUAUGUACGUAUCAGCUUUACCUGUUUUGACAUGUACAUAAUAUGAUCACAGGGAACUUUUGAUUUCUAUCAUGUUUUGGUUGCUUAGCUUUGUCUAAAUUAAUGAUUAUUUAGGAAUGGGAAGAAUACAUUUUUGUUGUGUUA
Messenger RNA from Andrographis paniculata, 2117 nucleotides. RefSeq names its product WD repeat-containing protein WDS homolog. Lineage: Eukaryota; Viridiplantae; Streptophyta; Magnoliopsida; Lamiales; Acanthaceae. Gene Ontology annotation, molecular function: protein binding. The record is from RefSeq and is a predicted model, not a curated record. The coding region runs from base 357 to 1913 and encodes 518 amino acids. The transcript is spliced from 5 exons.